Messenger RNA from Caretta caretta (loggerhead turtle), 2727 nucleotides. RefSeq names its product syntaxin binding protein 3 (gene STXBP3). The record is from RefSeq and is a predicted model, not a curated record. Gene Ontology annotation, biological process: vesicle-mediated transport. NCBI's taxonomy places the organism in Eukaryota, Metazoa, Chordata, Testudines, Cheloniidae.
CCUCUCCCUAGGGAAGGGCUGACAUGGCUCCGGCGCCGAGUUAGCGAGUCCCGGCCCUGGGGCACCAGCAGCUGCCUUGCGGCUGCGCCGCACCUGGCUGCCCCAGUGAGGCGAGCCCGGGCUGCGGUCCUGCCUCGCUGCUUUAGGGGCCUUCCUCCGUGUGCCCCGCAGCCCGAGCUAAAAUUAUCAGUAUUUGAUGAUUGUAGGAAGGAAGAAGAAUGGAAGAUAAUUAUUUUAGACGACUUUACCACUAAACUACUGUCGUCAUGUGGCAAAAUGACUGAUUUACUGGCAGAAGGCAUUACUGCUGUGGAGAAUGUUUAUAAAAACCGUGAACCUGUCCCACACAUGAAGGCAAUUUAUUUCAUCACUCCAACCGAGAAGUCUGUAGAUGGGCUUAUAAAUGACUUUGUAAGUAAAUCAUCCAGCAAGUACAAAGCAGCAUAUGUCUACUUCACUGACUUUUGCCCUGACAUUCUCUUUAAUAAAAUGAAGUCCUCCUGCUCAUGGGCUAUAAGAAGGUGCAAAGAAAUAAAUGUUUCCUUCUUGCCAUAUGAAUCUCAGGUAUUUACUCUCGAUGUCCCAGAUGCAUUCUUCUGCUGUUACUGUCCAACUGUGGAAAAGGCAAAGGGUAAAGAUGCCAUCAUGGAAGCAAUGGCUGAACAAAUUGUUACAUUAUGUGCAACUUUAGAUGAAAACCCAGGAGUAAGAUAUAAAAGCAAGCCAUUGGAUAAUGCCAGCAGACUUGCAGAGCUAGUUGAAAAGAAGCUUGAAAACUACUAUAAAAUUGAUGAGAGAAGCCAGAUAAAGGGUAAAACCCACUCCCAGCUGUUAAUAAUCGAUCGUGGCUUUGACCCUGUGUCUACUGUACUCCAUGAACUUACCUUCCAAGCAAUGGCGUAUGAUCUGCUACCAAUUGAAAACGAUACAUACAAAUAUAAAACAGAUGGACCCAGUGGAAAGGAAAGGGAGGCAAUUCUGGAGGAGGAGGAUGAGCUCUGGGUGAAAAUUCGGCACAAGCAUAUUGCAGAUGUGUUAGAGGAAAUUCCAAAACUUUUGAAAGAAGUUUCAUCAAAGAGAAAAGCAACAGAAGAAAAAUUAUCACUAAGUAAUCUGGCCCAGCUAAUGAAAAAGAUGCCCCACUUCCGUAAACAGAUUACCAAGCAAGUAGUCCAUCUUAACAUAGCAGAAGAUUGCAUGAGUAAGUUUAAAUCCAGUAUAGAAAAACUGUGCAAAACUGAACAGGAUUUAGCUCUUGGAACUGAUGCAGAGGGCCAAAAAGUGAAAGACUCAAUGAGAGUCCUCCUUCCAGUUCUACUCAACAAAAACCAUGACUCUUAUGAUAAAAUAAGAGCUAUCCUCCUUUAUAUCUUCAGCACAAAUGGAACUACACAAGAGAAUUUGGACAAACUGAUCCAGAAUGUACAAAUAGAAAGUGACAGUGACAUGAUAAAAAAUUGGGAAUACCUUGGUGUACCUGUUGUGGUCUCGUCUGCUUCUCAGCAACGUAGACAAUCAAGGAAGGACCGCUCUUCAGAAGAAACAUUUCAGCUUUCUAGAUGGACACCUGUUAUCAAAGAUGUUAUGGAGGAUGCUAUAGAAAACAAACUAGAUUCAAAAGAAUGGCCUUACUUUUCCCAGUGCCCUGCAGCCUGGAAUGGUUCAGGGGCAGUAAGUGCUCGCCAGAAGUCCAGGACUAGUUACCUGGAUGACCGAAAGAGUGGUUCAAAGCUGAUCGUUUUUGUAAUUGGAGGCAUCACAUACUCUGAGAUGCGCAGUGCUUAUGAAGUUUCUCAAGCCUACAAAUCUUGUGAAGUUGUUAUUGGCUCCACUCAUAUUUUGACACCCAGAAGACUGCUGGAUGAUGUAAAGAUGCUUAAUAAACCAAAGGAUACAUUUUGCAUUAAGGAUGAAGAGAAACUGUAAUGUUCACGCAGUACUAUUUCAGUAAUGAUUAACUAAAAAUUUAUUAAGAGAUCACAUAAUAUAAAUAGCAUGUAAAUAUUUUAAUGGAAUUAACUUUUCUGGUGAUGUAUUUGGGACAGUACACACCCUCAACUAAUGGAGUAUCUUUUUAUAAUUUAAAUUUGCUGCUUUUCUUUGGGAGUUAAGGGCAGGAAGAAGAGGGGAAAAGUGUCUAACACUUUGUUUUUAUAUUGUAUUGGGUAUGGACACCAUUUCAUGGUAAAGUGCUUUCUGAAACUGGCAUUUUUACCACUGCAACAAAUCAUUGUAGAAUUUAAGAAAUCAUCAUGUUUGUGUGUAUAUAUACUAAUGGCUUUUUCAGUAAUUAUGAUAGCUUUCUAUGCUGGAAACUGGAGAGGUUUUCUGAAAUUGCCAUAAAAGUACCUAGACUUAGAAGUUUCAGAGGCAAAAGCUGUAAAUAUAAGCAUAUGGUAAGAUUAUAAGUGCAAUGUCUCUUGCAAUAUGUAAAAUUCAAUUAAAACAAUUUAUAUUAAAAAUGGAAAUUUAUAUUGUCUUGUGAAAAAUCCUCGGGUAAAAUAUGACUGACUGACUGGUGCUUUCAGAUGGUAGAUUGUGAGGGGAGGGGAAUUAUGGAAGUACUAAAAGAAAUGGUUUUACUUUCAAUAAAGAACUCCGGAGAACGUGCUUGUCCAUCUUAUAUGAAAUGUUUCAGUGCAUGAACACUACUGUUUAAGACUUUCCCCAUGUUGUUCUUCACAAAAAAAAUAAGCAGCUUUGAUUUAUUAAAAAAUUUCCCCACUA